GUCGCACAGUAUAAACCUGCUGAUUCAUGUAAAGGGAGAGGCAGUAAAACCAGAAAAACAGCUUCAGGAAGAGGCGGAGCAACACCUGAAAGACGAGAAGUUCAAGGUCGUUUUCCAGAAGUGAAAGUGUGUGAGAGCAGUAGCAGACCUGCAGUCAUGACCUGUUAGUCUCUAAAAGAAGACUCACUGGAGUCCAUCAGGUUUCUCUCAGCAACAGUGUUGAGUGCAUUUUCUGUUUCUACACAAAUCUUCAGUUUACUCUGCUCACUUCAUGCUAACUCAUCACAGUCGCAUUGGUUCCAUAGAAAUCUGCUCAUGUAGCCACAGAUCCACUGUAGAAACAUUGAGCUGCUGUGUGAAACAGUCUCACUGUGGUCACUUGAAACCUGGUUGCAGCACGAUGAUUAUGUUACGUACAUGACAGAACAACGCGACCACGACAUGGACACAGCAGACUCUGAAAGAGCGAGAGAUGUCUUUCGCCUCCUACGGCUGUGGCAGCGCAUUUCCCACACCUCGGAUAAACGGACUUUAUCUAUUGGAAUUAAUGCCAUUGAGGCAAUUUUUCUGGAUAACCCUCACCUGCGCCAGCUACCCAUAGCUUCAGAGUUUGCCCAUAAUCUGGCCCAAGCAAAAGAGGCACUCCAAGGCACGGAGCUGGCCCAACCACCCUCAACCACGUCCCAGCAAAAGGAUGUCUCCACACUGUCGCAGCAGAUGAAUUCUUCCAUGUCACUGCAGCAGGGGGCGGUUGUUCCCUUGCCGCGGAAUCUCUUCCCCUCCACAUCCCGAUCUGACCCGCAUUCGCCUGCCUCCUUCCCGGCUGCAAUGUGGUCAGAGGAUAAAGAGCAGGUCACCAGUACCCCAUCAUCACCGACCUCCUCUGUUAUCUCUGCUCCUUCUUCCAGGAGAAAGCGGCGUCCACGCCACCGGCGCACAUCACCAUGGCUGGAACCCAGUACUUCCUUUGAGCAACCAGUCGUG
Haplochromis burtoni (Burton's mouthbrooder) is the source of this 984-nucleotide messenger RNA. RefSeq lists its product as uncharacterized. NCBI's taxonomy places the organism in Eukaryota, Metazoa, Chordata, Actinopteri, Cichliformes, Cichlidae. The record is from RefSeq and is a predicted model, not a curated record.